AUGAUACCAAUCGCCUUCCUCGGCUACCAGCAUGUCGCUUUUGUCACACAAGAAAAACCAAGCCUAUGUGUCAAACAUGGGCAAGAAUGCAUGACCUUGACAGUGGACGACAAUGAGUCGCUCACUAGACAGUAUGAAGUUUCCCUCAGAGGACCCGCCACCACUACUAAUACGAACAAAAUCAUCAGAUACAUUGACGAUCUUGAACAAGAAGUUAAGUCCUUUGAGGAGAAACUAGCGACCAUAAAUCAAAACGAGCCCGUCUCCAGAGCGUCCCCAGCGCCUGUAGGCCCGUCUAACUUGCAGGACCACCGGGAGCAUUCCCCAAAUUUUAUUGAGGGGGGUGGGAUAAGUUUUAUGCGUUAUCUGGUUGCGGACUCGGAAUGGCAUGAACAUGAUCCGAGUCUACUACAAAACCUGUCCAAAUGCUCAGGACCAACCGAAGCAGGAGUCAAGCCUGCUCCUCUUCCACCUCCAGACAAGGCGCGGUUGAUUUUUGAUAAGUAUUUGAACGGAUCUCAUGUCCAGAACCCUUUUCUCCUUCGGCGCGACAUUCAGAGUACCUAUAGCAGAGUGUUUUUAUCUACUUCUGAAAACCAACAGCCUGGAUUUCCUGAACAACAUGCAAGCCAUGAUCUUUUCCGAGCUUUCAUGAUUCUUGCUAUUGGAUCGGUUCUCCCUUAUCGCAACGGUGAAUUUGAGCAUCAUCCAUAUGGUUACUAUCUAUCUGCAUUGAAAUUUUUCGAUGAUAAGUUCCUCUCCGGAGGACUUGCCUCCAUUCAAGAUCUCCUGCUCAUCGGCCGUUUUGCAAUAUACCAUCACAUCGGAACCUCUAUCUGGGAGGUUACUCGGCUGGGUAUGCGCAUGUGUAUAGAACAAGGUCUACAAAAAUCAACCCUCCUUAGCCGCAAGAUUGGGCUUUUAGAAGAGCAACUUCAACGACGCGUCUUCUGGGAAUGCUAUAUGAUCGAUCGAUAUAGCUCAAUCACAUUGGUCCGUCCGUUUGCCAUCGGGGACAAAUACAUUCACACUGGAUUUCCGGUGGAUGCGAAUGAUGAGGAAAUCGAAGCCGCGGAGGCCUCCGGUGCCUUUCCUGACCUGGACUCUUUCGGUUCCACAUAUUCUCUCACCUCGGUUUCUACGAGAACCACCGAGAUGUCUGUCUUCUUUGCUUGUCUAAGACUCCGACAAAUUACUUCCCAAAUUCAUCGUGAAUUUGGUGACAGAGCAAUUCGUCGGGAUGGGCAAAAUGACGAUACAGCGAGAGGGGUCAUCUACUCUAGUCUGGACAAGCUGCUGAAGGAACUACAACAGUGGCGUUCCUCCACACCGGUAUUCCAUAACCCACAAAAUCUCUAUCAGAUGCAGGAGUGGUAUGACCUCCUUUUUCUGAGGGAACGACUGUUACUGGUCAGAAAAGCGAUUGAUAUUGUCCCAAAGCGAGACAACAUUCCACCAAGAGAUCUUUUGUCUCUGUGCCUUGAGUGCGCAUUCGGGGCCAUCACAUGCUUCUAUCGACUUUUUGAACUGAGGAAGAUCACGUUCACUCGAAGUUACUUUCAAAUGCUCUUUACUGCCGGCCUCUCCGUGAUGUUCUGCUUGUCAGUCGUGAGGGACUUUGAUCAAUUAACCAUUCGCAAUGGUACCGACGCAGUGAUCAUGGGCGAGAACUCUCUGAAGAAAAUGAGCAAGGAGCUGCCCGACGCAAAGCGCUAUGUUGCCGUCUACGAAGCUCUGCGGCGGUAUGUUGUUCGCAAAUACAGUCGCCAGUUGCAAGUCGAGUCUCUGAGAAAUGCUCAUCCUACGCUGGAGGCGAACCACGAAUUACCUCAAUCUGCUGCACCAGCACUGAUGCUUGACCCGAAAACAUGCAAUGGCCAAUACGAUGGUCGAACCCUCUUGGAAGACACUGGAGUGCUGGCUGCUGGUGCGAACUUAUCUCCAAGCCAUCAUGCUCAAUCUUCGCUUCAUGCCCCAUGCACCGAACCUGCAUUCACCUCUGACACCAUCGUUGGAAUGCAAGGAGACGCAAGCAUAUCCAAAGAUUCCGUACUUUCCUGGGAUAUAUUCGAAGAUGACGCGUUAUGGAAUAUGGAAGCUGGUUUGAACGAGUAUGCCUACGGAGACCCUCCACUGAAUUUGCUGGAUAAUUCAUUUGAUUGGCACCACAUGCUAGGAUAG
Molecule: messenger RNA, 2181 nt
Organism: Penicillium riverlandense
Lineage: Eukaryota; Fungi; Ascomycota; Eurotiomycetes; Eurotiales; Aspergillaceae
Product: fungal specific transcription factor domain-containing protein
Exons: 5
Coding region: 1-2181 (726 amino acids)
Biological process (GO): DNA-templated transcription; positive regulation of transcription by RNA polymerase II
Molecular function (GO): sequence-specific DNA binding; DNA-binding transcription factor activity, RNA polymerase II-specific; zinc ion binding
Source: RefSeq, a predicted model, not a curated record